GUUGUGGGCCUGGAAGUCUGCAGGACACCUCGUGGGGCGAAGGAGCCCUGGGCCACCCGGGAGGGGGCGGGACGGGGAGGUCGGAGUCCCGGCAACUACCCAGGGCGCGGCGCGCACAAGGCCACCUGUUGCGGCGGCGGUGGGCGGCCGAGGCUCCCCGGGUCUCCGGGUCCUGCGCUGGCGGACGUCCCGGGGGGUGCAGCGCGUACCCCGCAGACUCGAACGGCCCGCGCUUCCGUCGGGUCAGCUGACCGCCCAGUGCGGAACUGCGCUCUGCGCCGCCGCCGUCGCCACCUUGCUCAGUGCCUCGCGCCCGCCUCCCCGGGUCACCAUGGCUGGGCUCGUGGUCUGUGGAGCUCAAGUGUCCUACAUAGGCCAAGACUGCAGAGAAAUUCCAGAACACCUUGGCAGGGACUGUGGACAUUUUGCAAAGAGGCUUGAUCUGAGCUUCAACCUUCUAAGGCCCCACUUUUUGGGAGUCAAUUGUGGUUGUCAGACUGAGAUGGGAGAUUUUUAUGAACGGAAAUGGUACAGGCCUUAUGUUGCCAGGUCACUGGAAGGACUGAGCGCAUUCAGAAGCCUGGAGGAACUCAUCUUGGACAACAAUUUGCUCGGAGACGACCUCGUGUUGCCAGGGUUACCCCGGCUCCACACCUUAACCCUCAACAAGAACCAAAUCACUGAUUUGGAGUGUCUGCUUGAUCACCUGACAGAAGUGACACCAGCUCUGGAGUACCUCAGCUUGCUGGGUAACGUGGCAUGUCCCAAUGAGCUGGUCAGCUUGGAAAAGGAUGAGGAAGACUACAAGAGAUACAGGUGCUUUGUUCUGCAUAAGCUGCCUAGGUUGAAGUUUUUGGAUGCCCAGAAAGUAACUAGACAAGAACGAGAGGAGGCAUUGGUCAGAGGGGCCUUCAUGAAGGUGGUGAAGCCCAAGCCUUCCAGUGGGGACGUUGCUGCCUCUCCAGAGCACCACUACACACCCCUGCCUUCUGCUUCUAGAGAACUCACCAGUCACCGAGGUGUCCUGGGGAAGUGCCGCUAUGUUUACUAUGGGAAAAACUCCGAGGGUAACAGAUUUAUCCGAGAUGAUCAGCUCUGAAGACAAACUCGAUAUGCCUUUGCCCAUUUUGUGAAAAUAAAAGGAAAAGGAAAGCAAAAAUAAAAAGCCAAAGGAAAACA
Molecule: messenger RNA, 1179 nt
Organism: Heterocephalus glaber (naked mole-rat)
Lineage: Eukaryota; Metazoa; Chordata; Mammalia; Rodentia; Bathyergidae
Source: RefSeq, a predicted model, not a curated record